Humulus lupulus (European hop) is the source of this 1718-nucleotide messenger RNA. Its product is annotated as beta-fructofuranosidase, insoluble isoenzyme 1-like. Bases 4 to 1530 code for a protein of 508 amino acids. Lineage: Eukaryota; Viridiplantae; Streptophyta; Magnoliopsida; Rosales; Cannabaceae. Gene Ontology annotation, biological process: carbohydrate metabolic process. The record is from RefSeq and is a predicted model, not a curated record. The transcript is spliced from 5 exons. Gene Ontology annotation, molecular function: hydrolase activity, hydrolyzing O-glycosyl compounds.
CCGAUGUAUUUCAAUGGGAUUUACCAUCUAUUCUACCAAUACAAUCCAUGGGGAGCUGUAUGGGGAAAUAUAGUUUGGGCACAUUCAGUAUCAAAGGACAUGGUUAACUGGGAAUCACUUGACCCUGCCAUAUUCCCCUCAGAAACUUAUGACAUAAAUGGGUGUUGGUCUGGAUCAGCUACUGUUCUUCCCAGUAACAAGCCUGUAAUCAUGUACACAGGAAUCGACCUCACCAUUAGACAACUCCAAAACUAUGCAGUGCCCAAAAAUUUAUCUGAUCCAUAUCUUCGUGAAUGGGUGAAACCAAAGAACAAUCCAAUAGCAGUGCCAGACAAGGGUGAAAACGCCAGUGCAUUUCGUGACCCAACAACUGCCUGGAAAGGCAAAGAUGGUCACUGGAGAAUAGUGGUGGGAGGCAAAAGAGAUCUUAGAGGUAUGACACAUUUGUAUAGGAGCAAAGAUUUCAAAAAUUGGAUCAAAGCUAAACACCCUUUGCACUCGGUCCCAAAUACUGGUAUGUGGGAAUGUCCUGAUUUUUACCCUGUUUCGCUUUCUGCUGGCAAAACUGGUUUGGACACUUCUAUGCUUGGUGGAGAUAUAAAACAUGUUUUGAAAGUUAGUCUUGAUCUUACUAGAUAUGAAUACUAUACCAUUGGUACUUAUCUUCCUGAAAAAGAUAGGUAUGUACCAGAUAAUACCUCUAUUGAUGGUUGGGCUGGAUUAAGAUAUGAUUAUGGCAAUUUUUAUGCCUCUAAAACAUUUUAUGAUCCCCUUAAGAUGAGAAGGAUUUUGUGGGGUUGGGCCAAUGAGUCUGAUACUCGUGAUGAUGAUGUUGCAAAAGGUUGGGCUGGAAUCCAGUUGAUUCCAAGGACGAUUUGGCUUGAUCCUAAUGGAAAACAAUUACUACAAUGGCCAAUAGAAGAAAUCAAAUCUUUAAGGGAUCAAAAGGUUGAAAUGAGCAAUUUGAAACUCCAAAAAGGAGACUUUUCUGAGAUUAAAGGAGUAACAGCUGCCCAAACUGAUGUAGAAGUUGUCUUCUCAUUUCCAAGUUUAGAGAAAGCUGAAAAUUUUGAUGAAAGUUGGGAUAAUGCAGAAAAUCUAUGUGCACAAAAGGGAUCCCAAGUUCAAGGUGGUAUUGGACCAUUUGGACUUCUCACAUUAGCUUCAGAAAAGCUAGCAGAAUUUACUCCAGUAUUUUUCAGGAUAUUUAAAGCACAAAAAAAGAAUGUAGUUCUCAUGUGUUCUGAUGCAUCAAGGUCUUCAUUAUCGCCCAACUUGUAUAAGCCAUCAUUUGCUGGAUUUGUUGAUGUAGAUUUGACUGAUAAUAAGCUUUCUCUACGAAGUUUGAUUGAUAAUUCUGUGGUGGAAAGUUUUGGAGAGAAAGGAAAAACAUGCAUCACAUCAAGGGUUUAUCCAAGUUUGGCCAUUGCUAAUAAUGCCCAUUUGUAUGUGUUCAACAAUGGGAGUGAGACUGUGACAGUAGAGAACCUUCAUGCAUGGAGUAUGAAACGCCCUACAACAAUGAACUAGUCCAAUCCAAAUCAUGAGUAGUAUUUUUUUAGAUUUUAUUUCUAGUGUUUUGGACUUUAUUAGUUUCAGAUUUUCUAGUCUUUUUGGAUUUUAGUUUUUUUUUCUGAAAAUAUUUUUCUUUUUGGAUUUUAGAUUUAGAUGAUGAAUAAAAAAAAUGGACUUGGAAAUAAAACUAUUUAUUUGUGUAC